Paramacrobiotus metropolitanus is the source of this 877-nucleotide messenger RNA. RefSeq names its product elastin-like. The transcript is spliced from 2 exons. NCBI's taxonomy places the organism in Eukaryota, Metazoa, Tardigrada, Eutardigrada, Parachela, Macrobiotidae. Bases 123 to 626 code for a protein of 167 amino acids. The record is from RefSeq and is a predicted model, not a curated record.
UACAGUUUUUAGCAAAUCCUGCUACUUUCGUUUUUUACUGCUUUUUACGCUUUAUCAACUGUUAAUUACCGCUAACUGACUUUUUUACGAGUUUCAUAAUCCCUGAACUGUAUCAUCAAACCAUGUAUUCCCAAACGAUCGUGUUCACCGCCGUGGUGUUCGCCUGCCUCGGCCUGGUCGUUGCCCAGUUCGGUAUUGGAAAUGUGGGCUUCGGCGGUCUUGGUGGUAUCGGCGGCGGACUUGGUGGUCUCGGCGGUGGUCUUGGCGGCAUCGGUGGAAUUGGAGGCCUUGGUGGAUACGGCGGUUUGGGAGCCGGUCUGGGUGCCAACACUGCCGGAUCGGGAUGGGGUGCCGCCGCCCAACCCACACAGAUGCUCCAGCCCAUGCAGCUUGCCAUGCCCGUGCAGACGUCCAGCGGAUGGGGUGCGCAGACUCAGCCGCAGGUCCAACUCCAACCGGUGCAGCUGACCAUGCCUAUCCAGAACACGGCCGCCAUUCCCACGCAACCCAUUGCUGCCGCUGCCACUCAGCCCAUUGCUGCACCUGUUGCCGCGACGGCGCCGAUUCAAGCCUUGGCCAUUCCUUCACAGAAUGCAGCCGGUUGGGGCUCAGUCUUAGGUCGAUAAACACUUGAUAUUUGUUUUUUUUGCCAAUAACUCUCGAUGGGCUGUUUUGAAGUUUUAUUUCUGCUUUACUUUUUUGACGCUGUAAUUUACAGCAAACUGAUCCCGGAAUCUAACAGUUUCUUAUUAGUUAUUUGAAGAAAUUAUUUACUAAACGCUUCAGUGAAUGAGUAACAUGAGUUAAUAAAGACGACUUCCACAUUUUACAAUGAUCGACAUUCCGAUAAACUAAAGGACAAAACAUCAAUGUUAUA